UGAACAACAACAUCUAUAUCAUGUCAUGACAAUGUCGUUCACUGAUCCAUGGACUUAACAUUUAUAUAACCAUUAGAACAUCCAUCAGAAACAGGCAGAGUCCGGCAAUCGGGAUUCUCCUUCACGUGGCAGCUCGUAUUCGCCUCGCAAUCCUGCUUCGCCCGAGCUUCUUCCAGAACCACAACCCACUUUCCCAAAAGGAAACCCCCCCCCUCCCAAUUGAAACCAUGUUCACCUCUUCCUACUUGUUGGUCACCGCGUGUUGUAUGUUCGCAACAUUGGGAUCCUUCCUAUUCGGAUAUGAUUCCGGGGUCAUCUCCACUGUCAUCGACCAGGAGACCUUCAAACACCGAUUCCAUAGUCCUUCGGAUGCCGCCACGGGCGGGAUCGUCGCCUCGUAUAACGGCGGCGCUAUCAUAGGUUCCUUGGUUGUCUCAUACCUCUCCGACCCGUGGGGUAGGAGACCCGUGCUGUUCGUUGGCGGUCUUCUGGCGACCCUGGGGGCCGCUUUGCAGGCGGGCGCGGUCAAUGUGGCCAUGCUCAUUGCUGGCCGCUUGAUUGCCGGCCUGUCGGUGGGACUGAUGUCAUCCAUCAUCCCCGUCUACUGUAGUGAGGUAUCUCCCCCGCGAAUCCGAAGCUUCUUAGGAUCCCUCCAACAAUGGAUGAUUGGGUUAGGGGCAGUCGUCGCACAAUGGGUCGGAUACGGCUGCUCUCUCCGCACAGGGAACUUCACCUGGAGCUUUCCGCUCGCCCUGCAAGCUCUGCCUGCGAUCAUCCUCAGCGGAGGAAUCUGGUUCCUCCCCGAAUCCCCCCGCUGGCUCAUCGAACGGGGUCGCACCGAUGAAGGCCGCACCACGCUCACCCGCCUCCACGCGGCCAACACCUCCCUCGUCGAGACCGAAUACGCGCAAAUCCGGGCCAGCAUCGCCGAAGAGCGACGCCGCGCCCCGCGCACCUGGCGUGCUCUCCUCUUCACCUCGGCGACCUGGCGCCAUCGCAUCCUCCUCGCCUGCGGCAUGCAAGCCUUCACGCAGUGCUCGGGCACCAACAUCAUCUCGACCUACAACCCGAGCCUCUACCGCUCGCUCGGCCUUUCCGAGACCACCUCGCUCAUGAUCCAGGGCAUCUGGGGCGCGCUCGCCCAGUUCUGGAACACCGUCUUCAUCAUCCUGUUCAUUGACCGGGUGCCCCGUCGCACCCUCCUUCUCCCCUCCCUCGUGGGCAUGGGCGCCACCAUGUGCGUCGAAGCCGCCCUCGGCCAAGCCUACCGCAACUUCACCACCGACCCGCCGCCGCCGGCGACCGCCGUCCGUGCCGCCAUCGCCCUAUUCUUCGUCUUCUCCGUCUUCUUCACCAGCCUGGGCCUCAUCUCCUGGCUCUACCAGUCCGAGAUCUUUCCCACUGCCAUCCGCGCCCGGGGAGCCUCAGUCGCCACCGCCACAAAUUGGAGUUUGAACCUUAUCUUCGCCCAGUGCACCCCGAUCGCGCGCUCACGCAUGGGCUUCAAUUACUUCUACUGCUUCGCCGCGUUCAACUGGGCCGCCGCCCUGCUGGUUUGGUUCGCCUACCCCGAGACCGCGGGCCGGUCGCUAGAGGAGGCCGAGCAUGUCUUCGAUCGCAGAGAGUCGAGAGAUGAAAUGGAUCAUCACCAGGGGCUGGAGCUCCAGCAGGACAAGAAAGGGGGGCUAGCCAUAGUUUCUUCGGCGGAGGCGAGUGCAAUUCCCCUACACCACAGGUGAACCCAAACAUCCCAAUCGACUUGCAAAAUGCAUCUUAAUAUAUAAUAUAUAUAGAUAAACUCCUGUUGUAUAUUAUAGCUGACUGCAUUCUGCAUUGGGGUUCUGCUGUGAGUUUCACAAUUAGCGUUGCAUGAUGGCGAAAUCGAGUCAGUUGUGGUCAUCGAUCAAGAUGUAUAAUAAUCAUGUCAUAGAUAGAUGCUCCAAUUGAUAUUCAAUUACAGCAUCGGAAGAAUGAAAGCAAAAAAGAAAUCUAUGGCUUCAGAGUUCGUUGGUACAAGCUGGGGUAUAACACGCAGUGAACAAAAGGGGUGGUUUGAAG
Aspergillus fijiensis CBS 313.89 is the source of this 2058-nucleotide messenger RNA. RefSeq names its product sugar porter family MFS transporter. Bases 228 to 1739 code for a protein of 503 amino acids. The transcript is spliced from 4 exons. Gene Ontology annotation, cellular component: membrane. NCBI's taxonomy places the organism in Eukaryota, Fungi, Ascomycota, Eurotiomycetes, Eurotiales, Aspergillaceae. Gene Ontology annotation, biological process: transmembrane transport; carbohydrate transport. Gene Ontology annotation, molecular function: carbohydrate:proton symporter activity. The record is from RefSeq and is a predicted model, not a curated record.